Hymenoscyphus albidus is the source of this 1874-nucleotide messenger RNA. The record is from the annotation of a GenBank genome assembly. NCBI's taxonomy places the organism in Eukaryota, Fungi, Ascomycota, Leotiomycetes, Helotiales, Helotiaceae.
GAGACACAUUCACCUGCACCUGCACCUCGCCUGGAGGCUUUGGGAGACGUGACACAACAAUGCAGGCAAUAGGGGGGGAGGUCUUCCAUGGAAGAAUCCGUGCAACAGUUUUUAUUUAUUAUGAAUGUUCAAUUGGAUGGGAGUAAACAAGAAAAAUCGCGAGUAUUGUUGCUGGUGAAUGCCGCCCCAGGUAGUUCCUUCCUCAGUUGAGUCGUGCCAACCAAUAAACCGGUUGGCUUAACCGUGUACGGUACGGGCUCCCGUGAUUGGCGACGACCGAGCUACAUCAUUGCUCUCUGGCAUGAACAUCCAUACAAAUUUUCUUUCAUCGUUUUAUAUCAACCGUCAACAACCAAAAUCAUGGUGCCACCGAUUCCUACAUUGCCCUCGAAAGCAGCCCUGGUCUACUUGGGCGAGGGUGCGGCAAAUGUUGUCUAUCGCAUUUCGGUCCCGUACCCCACGCCCCCACCGAGCCAAGUGGAAGAGUAUGGGGAAGGUACACCUCCCCCUACCGAUAUCGAGAUUGAGGACCCCGAUGAGCCAAUCGCUUCAGCUUCAGAUGUGAAGAUCUUUGACAGUAAGUUACUUGAUCAGUGCAAGCAGAAUCAUGGUGCAUAUUGGUCGAGGUUGCAUCGAUAUGAAGCAGCUACAUUCCAAAGACAACACAUUGGUUCCCUAUCUAAAACAUCAUACACUAAACCCUUCUUAGACAAGCUGCUUCGUCUUCGCAAAAACCUGGCGACGACCUUACCAUGUGCAGUUUCUCAAGCCAACUGGCUCCGUCUUAUCGUCCCCAUGUUCGGCUCAGAACAACUCGUCGAUCAAUUUCUAGUCCAGCUUCGUCCCGCCAGAGCGAUUGAACGCUUGAAUAAACAGCUUGUAGAAUCAGAAAAGCCCAGAUCUACUUCCAAAAAUUCAAUAUAUACCCACGAGGCACGUCCUCCCAAACGCCAUGGGAUAUAUCUAGCCAAUGACGAGCAUGGGUUAUUGGUUACCGAUAUGACCCCUGGUAAGUAGACAACACAUCUCAUUCGUUCAUUGCUGAUUCAAUCAGGACCUCUCAGAGAAGAAGUGAUGGAAUUCAAACCUAAAUGGCUUGUUCAAUCUCCUUCAGCCCCUACAAACGCAAAACGUUGUCGCCAAUGCGCCAAACGAGCUCGUGCCAACGCAAAAGCAAUUCGUAGUGGUCAUGAUGUAAGUCGUAAGACGUUCUGUCCAUUGGAUUUUGUGUCUCAAAAAACGACCGACAUUGAUCGCAUCACUUCACAACUGGAACCUGACGCAAGAAAAGCGCCUCGGUUCAAGCAUUGGUUGCAAUCGAAUACCUUAUUAAAGCGCCUCAAACAUGCACAAAUUCAACUCGAUCCAAAGGGUUGUUUCAAAGCUGAUCCUGAAGAUGAGAAAUUCCGGCUAGCCAUGACACUGAGAGACUGCACCGUGUUUCUGAAAUAUCCAUCCAACGGAAGAGGUGAUGGUAAAGUCGAAGCCAGGAUUGGCGAUCUUGAUCUCAAAAGUUCAGGCAAAGCCGAGUAUUGGAGAACGACGGAGAGGGACUUAAUCAACGAAGGAUGGUAUCAGGCGACGGAGAAGGAGUCGGAUCGUCAACCUUUGACGUGCAGUCUAUCGAGGAAGUAGGUAUUGAUGAAUUGGCUAAAAAAUGGGGUUGGCUAGAAAGGAAUAUAGCGGCGCAAGUUUUGGAGCAUGGAUUUUCUCUCGGAUACAACAGCGUUGUUGUCGGUUUCAGCUGGGUUUAAUACUAUACAAUAUGGGAGGACACAAAAAACUAUAGAUACCGUUCGUUCCAUUUGGAUGGGUUAUACUCUAUGGGCUAUCCAAAUUUUCUAGACAGGAACAAAAAAAUGCAUGAAAAGUUA